UCCGGUUAGAUCGCUAUCUCGUGCUCCUCGCGACUCGCCGAUGCGUCCCGAGACCGGGCCUUGAGAACCGAUGCCCUAUUUAGGAAAGCGCACUUUGGAGCUGCUCUCUUGCAUUCCGCCUUCUCAAUCAAAUUGCGUUCAGAUUUAGUAGAGCGUACAAAUUGUGUGCUGAUCGUGACACAGCUGUCGAUUAUUUGGACUCAUGAGCUCUCAAUUAAGGUAAUCUCGAUGAUGAUAUUAUCUUUCUCUUUCUAAGUGGCUAUUAGAUUUUUUAUAAAAGUGGUUAUGUCACUUAAGGAUGCUUAUUCUGUAAUCCUUAAUGAUGUCAUUAUUGAACGACUGUCGUCAGUGAAUAGUAAUUUUUCUCAUUUUAUACAAAAUAGCGACAAAGUUUUUGUAAGUUCAAUAUCUGAAGGGACGUUGAACUUACGGCAAUUUUGUUACCAUUUCGUUGUUAAUAAAUAAUGUAUCAUUUAUAGAAGAGGAAAAAUUACUAAUCGUUCGAUAAUAUCAUUAAGAAUUACAGAAUAGAGCCCAAAAUUGAAUUUAAUAGAAAAUUUGGUUUUACGAAUUUAUCAAUUUUUAUUUUCUUUUCAUGUUUCCUCACGUGCGAUUAAAGAUAAUUACAAUCAUGCGCUUGUAUGUUAAUUUUAAUGAAGUACACAAUUAUCUUGCUGCGGCGAUGAGAAUAUAUCCAUCAAACGAACGAGAAUUUUAAAUAAAGGAUACUUGUGAAGGCGGUAUGCAAAGUGAGUUGUCAAGAGCUGCAAAGUUCCUUUAUGAUGAAAUAGGGCAGAGUGUUAGAAUACGUACGAAAUAUGAACCCAAGUUCUAACUCUCAUUGCGGCAUGAGAGACCUGCAGUCUGUUCACACAUGUUGCUUCGGUUUAGAUUUGACCCAUUAAUGCGGUAUGGCACUAACACGUUGUAUAUUUGUAUAAUAUUGUUGUCGUCCUGUGUCCACUAGGAGGAUAGCAGAGCCCGUGUUUUGUACUCGUCUGCGCUUGGUUUUCCUUGUGAAGUUUGUGGCAUAGGUUCGGAGCCGCAAGUCGAGAAACGAUGAAUGCCUCAGAACAUGGGUUUAACCCAGCCUUUAACAUGGCCUCCAUAAAGCAGGCUUUCAAUGAGGCUGUGGAAAGAGUUAGGAUGCCUGCCCCGACGCGGCUGAGGGAUCUGAUUAGGCAAAUACGGGCUGCACGAACGGCCGCGGAGGAGAGGACGGUCGUGAACAAGGAAUGCGCGUACAUUCGCUCGACGUUUAGGGAAGAAGACAGCGCGUGGAGGUGUCGUAACAUCGCCAAGUUACUGUACAUUCAUAUGCUGGGGUAUCCGGCGCACUUUGGUCAAUUGGAAUGUUUGAAGCUCAUCGCGUCGCCCAGAUUCACCGACAAGCGGAUCGGUUACUUGGGGGCCAUGCUGUUGCUGGACGAGCGGCAGGACGUGCAUCUCCUGAUCACGAAUUGUCUGAAAAAUGACUUGAACAGCUCCACGCAGUUCGUCAUCGGUCUGGCGUUGUGCACCCUCGGCGCGAUCGCGUCGCCGGAAAUGGCGAGGGAUCUCGCGUCGGAGGUGGAGAGACUGAUGAAGUCACCGAACGCGUACAUCCGGAAGAAAGCGGCGCUCUGCGCCUUUCGGAUCAUCAGACGCGUGCCGGAGCUGAUGGAGAUGUUCCUGCCGGCCACCCGCAGCCUGAUCACCGAGAAGAAUCACGGGGUCCUCAUUACCGGCGUCACCCUCAUCACGGAGAUGUGCGAGAACAGCGUCGACACGUUGAAUCACUUCAAGAAGAUCGUGCCAAAUCUCGUGAGAAUCUUGAAGAACCUGAUCCUAGCCGGAUACUCGCCCGAGCAUGACGUAUCCGGGGUGUCGGAUCCGUUUCUUCAGGUGAAGAUACUGCGUCUCCUGCGCAUACUGGGACGCAACGACGUCGACGCGUCCGAAGCCAUGAACGACAUUCUUGCUCAAGUCGCCACGAACACGGAAACCAGCAAAAACGUCGGUAACACGAUACUCUACGAGACGGUGCUAUCGAUCAUGGACAUCAAGUCGGAGAGCGGGCUUCGCGUCUUGGCGGUCAACAUACUCGGCAGAUUUUUACUGAAUAACGACAAGAAUAUCAGAUACGUGGCCCUGAACACGUUAUUGAAGACGGUUUACGUGGACACGAGCGCGGUGCAGAGGCAUCGAUCGACAAUUCUGGAAUGCCUGAAGGACCCGGACGUAUCGAUCAGAAGGCGCGCGAUGGAGCUGAGCUUCGCGCUCGUGAACGCCAACAAUAUCAGGAACAUGAUGAAGGAGUUGCUCCUGUUCUUGGAACGCGCCGAUCCGGAGUUCAAGGCCCAAUGCAGCAGCAACAUCGUAAUGUCCGCGGAGAGAUUCGCCCCGAACAAACGCUGGCAUCUCGAGACGCUCUUCAAAGUGCUCGUCGCGGCUGGUAAUUACGUGCGAGACGACGUGGUGGCGUGCACGAUACAAUUAAUUUCGGAGACGCAGCCGCAGCAGGGCUAUGCCGUCAGCGCGCUGUGGCGCGCGUUAGAAAAGGACACGUCCGACAAGCAGCCCUUGGCGCAAGUUGCCACGUGGUGCAUCGGCGAGUACGGCGAUCUGUUGCUGUACAGUCCGCCGUCGGAAGAUGCCGAGACUCCGAUCAAUUUGACGGAGGACGAAAUCAUCGAUGUGUAUCAAAGGCUACUCUGGAAUCCGCAAAACACUGUGGUCACGAAACAGUACACCUUAUUGUCCCUCACGAAAUUGAGCACGAGGUUCCAGAAAGGUCACGAGAAAAUCCGUCAGAUCAUAGAUACGUUUGGUAGCAAUUUGCAUAUCGAAUUACAGCAAAGAGGUAUCGAGUUCUCGCAGCUGUUCCGAAAGUACGAUCACCUGCGGCCCGCGCUGCUCGAGAGAAUGCCGCCGAUGGAAACCGCGCGGCCGCAGGCCAACGGUAUCAUAGGCAUGGUGAACGGCGAGCCGGAACCGGAGGACGAGAAGUCCGCGGCUCUGGAACCGACCACGACUACAUCCGAUUCAAGUGCACUUUUAGACCUACUUGGAACUACGGAUGUAGGAGUGACGAUGCCGGCGGCGGCGACGACCAACAAAAAUUCUUCGCCGAGUUCGACCGCGUUAGCGCAUAAUAAUGACCUGCUGGAUUUGCUCGGAAGUCUGGAUUUGAAUACGCCCACGACGCCUGUCGCUCCCACGCUACCACUUCAACCGCAGGCGCCGUCCACACCGAUGUUCAGCCCCACCAGCAAUAGCAACUUCUUAGUAGACGGACUGCUCAGUACUCCGUCGGUGCAAAACAUCGAACUACCGAGCAUGGCGGUAUUGGACAAAUCGGGGCUCAAAAUAACGUUCAAAUUGGAGAGACCGCCCGACAUCCCCGAUCUGUUAGUCAUAAAUAUGCUGGCUCAAAACUCCGGAAGCACCACUUUAACCGAUUUUCUGUUUCAAGCAGCAGUUCCUAGGACAUUCCAACUACAAAUGUUAUCGCCGUCGGGUACCGUCAUUCCGCCGUCUGGUCAAGUAACCCAAGUGUUGAGAGUGACAAAUAUGAAUAGAGCACAGUUAAGGAUGAGACUGCGUAUAUCGUAUACAGGCCCAACCGGGUCGGUUCUGGAGCAGACAGAAGUCAAUAACUUUCCCGUUUCGACGUCGCCGUGACAAGAUGUAAUACAGAAUUCAUUUGUACAUACGCCUGCCUAAAAAAUAAUUGACCGAGUCUUGAGAUGGGAUUGAGGGGAGGAUGGAAAAAAAACGUAAUUUCGUCUCUCCGUCGGGAAGUGAGACAUACUAUUUGGCAAAUGGAUAUAUCUAAAAAAUACACAUACAUACAUACACACAGACACUUAUAUUAAGCAAUUAAAUCUUUGUAUGCGCGGCACCGACAAGGCAAGAUCUAAACUUUAUAAGAGAGACUUUGGGUAUGUCAAAAGGUAUGAUAAUUUAAUUUCGCCCGCGAGAUUUGUUCGGCAUAUUCUGAAAACUUCAUUCGUGAUGUGAAACUUCGCGACUUCUCUUCGCGCGUGUGUUAAAGCUGGUCGCGGGUGAUGUGAUAUUAAGGUCGCGGUCUUUCAACAAAAAAAAAAUUACGUUUUGUAUUAUUACUGUCGUCUAUCGUUCUCGCGUGAUUACGCUCGAUUACGAUGAGAGAGAGUGCAAGUGCUUCGUUUUCAUAACGUGCCGCACGUGUAUGUGUGUGGAAAAUAAGGAGAAGAGACAAGAAAGAUGUAAAUAUUUUUUCUAAUCGAAAUACGCGGAGGGAAUUGGGGGGAGAGGAGAAGGAGGAGGGGGGGGAGGGACACCUCGUGCUUCGAUCGGUUGCAUUCCCGCUGUUUUUACGGCUACUAAAUUUAGCGCGUAAUUUCUCACGUAUGUAGAAAAACGAAGAGACACGGGGAAACGAGAGUAGGAGAGGACAACGGAAACACAAUCAGACGCAAUCACACGCCACUCGAGAACACAACAGAACAACAUUGAGAGGAACCUAAGGAGGAAUCGGAGGGAGGUUCCGUUUCACCGAAAGUGCUCUGUCGCUGCCCCAAAAAAGUUAUCUACGAGAAGGCACCUACUGACUCUCUCGCUGUAACAAACAAACAAACAAACAAGCAAACAAAAAUACGAUCUUUUCUACCGCUGUAUUUGUAAGAUAUCGCGGACGACUCGCGAAUGAUCGUCUUGUAAAUAUUAGAUAAUCACAGUGACGUACAGAGACGAGGAGAUCCUUACGCGAUAGGGGAAAUAGGGAGGGGAAAAAAAAAGAGAAAGAAUACGCGAGAUGGGACUCUUUAUAUGUGUACAUGAUAGAACUGUCGAUUCAAUAGCGCGAAUACGAAUAAUAUUCACAUUUCCGUCUUCGGGAAAGAUUUUUUUUUUUUUUUUUUUGAAGAGGAGAGGGGUGAGAUAUACACGCCGACACAAACACACAUCACAUACACACACCGACGCCUACGGUGCAUGAGUGUGUUGCGCAGUUUUUUCGAAUUCGUAUUCAGAGUACAGAGUAAACAUUGGAGGGCUGAAUUCUGAUUGUCAUGUUAUAUUUGUCGCGCGUAUGUAUGCAUGUUGAAGCCUCGCAUCCGAGAUUGCGCGAGAAAGUUAUCACGAGAAUUUAUAUACCGCGGUUUCCGCGGUCCAAUUGAACCUCUUCGUCGCGUCCGAGUGACAUUAAUUCGCACCAAAAAAAAAAAA
Molecule: messenger RNA, 5190 nt
Organism: Wasmannia auropunctata (little fire ant)
Lineage: Eukaryota; Metazoa; Arthropoda; Insecta; Hymenoptera; Formicidae
Gene: AP-1gamma
Product: AP-1 complex subunit gamma-1
Exons: 15
Coding region: 1060-3663 (867 amino acids)
Biological process (GO): intracellular protein transport; receptor-mediated endocytosis; Golgi to vacuole transport
Cellular component (GO): Golgi apparatus; AP-1 adaptor complex; membrane coat
Molecular function (GO): clathrin-cargo adaptor activity
Source: RefSeq, a predicted model, not a curated record